CGGCCCGGGCCGAGCCGAGUCCCGCUCACUGCCCGCCGCCCGCCGCCCUGCUAGCGCUCGCCAGCAUGUCCUUCAUCCCGGUGGCAGAGGAUUCUGACUUCCCCAUCCAUAACCUGCCUUACGGCGUCUUCUCCACCAAAACCAACCCAAGACCAAGGAUUGGCGUGGCGAUUGGCGACCAAAUCCUGGACCUCAGCGUCAUUAAACAUCUCUUCACCGGGCCUGUCCUCUCCAAACACCAGGAUGUCUUUGAUCAGACAACCCUCAACAGCUUCAUGGGCCUGGGACAGGCUGCCUGGAAGGAGGCGAGAGCAUUGUUACAGAGCUUGCUGUCUGCCAGCGAAGCCAGGCUCAGAGAUGAUAUGGAGCUUCGGAAGAGUGCGUUCAUCUCCCAGGCUUCUGCCACCAUGCACCUUCCAGCCACCAUAGGAGACUACACGGACUUCUAUUCCUCUCGGCAGCAUGCUACAAACAUUGGCAUCAUGUUCAGGGGCAAGGAGAAUGCCUUGAUGCCAAACUGGUUGCACUUACCAGUAGGCUACCACGGCCGUGCCUCCUCUGUCGUGGUGUCCGGCACCCCGAUCCGAAGGCCCAUGGGACAGAUAAGCCCUGAUGACUCUAAGCCUCCCAUCUAUAGUACCUGCAAGCUCUUGGACAUGGAGUUGGAAAUGGCUUUCUUUGUAGGCCCUGGGAACAAACUCGGAGAGCCGAUUCCCGUUUCCAAGGCCCAUGAGCACAUUUUUGGAAUGGUCCUCAUGAACGACUGGAGUGCUCGAGACAUUCAGAAGUGGGAGUAUGUCCCUCUUGGGCCGUUCCUCGGGAAGAGUUUUGGAACCACCAUCUCUCCGUGGGUGGUGCCCAUGGACGCUCUCAUGCCCUUUGCUGUGCCCAACCCGGUGCAGGACCCCAGGCCCCUGCCGUAUCUCUGCCAUGACCAGCCCUACACAUUUGACAUCAAUCUCUCCGUCGCCCUGAAAGGAGAAGGAAUGAGUCGGGCAGCUACCAUAUGCAGGUCCAAUUUUAAGCACAUGUACUGGACGAUGCUGCAGCAGCUCACUCACCACUCUGUCAAUGGCUGCAACCUCCAGCCGGGGGACCUCUUGGCUUCUGGAACCAUCAGCGGGCCAGAGCCGGAAAGCUUUGGCUCCAUGUUGGAGCUGUCUUGGAGGGGGACGAAGCCCAUCGAGCUGGGGAAUGGGCAGACCAGGAAGUUUCUGCUGGAUGGGGAUGAAGUCAUCAUCACAGGGCACUGCCAGGGGGACGGCUACCGUGUGGGCUUUGGCCAGUGUACUGGGAAAGUGCUGCCCCCCUUCACGCCUGCGUGAGGCUCUCUUGCUUGGCUGCCCUGGAAACGAAGGCCUGAGCCCUCCGGUAACUGGGGCGCCCUCUGUGGCUGAAGACCUGGUUCUUCAUGCACUAAUAAACAAAGCCAUUGUUCUGUGGCCGGGCUGUAAGCCCUGUUCUGUUUAAGUGCACCAACAGCCUCUCGUGUUUUGUUUUUUCCAAUUGUGGUGAGUAUAUGUAUAAAACAAACAAACAAAAAAUGGCCAUUUCAGCAUUUUUUCACAUGUGUAAUUCAGUGACAUUAAUUACAUUCAUCAUCUUGUGCAGCUGUCACCACAUCCGUUUCCAGAUUUUUCCAUCACCCUUAACAGCUCAGUGCCCCCAAGCAAUGUUCCCACUUUCUCCUCCCUCCCACUCCUCUCGUGUUCUCUGUUUGACCCAAUGGGUCCAG
Messenger RNA from Trichechus manatus latirostris (Florida manatee), 1735 nucleotides. RefSeq names its product fumarylacetoacetate hydrolase (gene FAH). The coding region runs from base 66 to 1325 and encodes 419 amino acids. The transcript is spliced from 14 exons. Gene Ontology annotation, biological process: L-tyrosine catabolic process; L-phenylalanine catabolic process; homogentisate catabolic process. The record is from RefSeq and is a predicted model, not a curated record. Lineage: Eukaryota; Metazoa; Chordata; Mammalia; Sirenia; Trichechidae. Gene Ontology annotation, molecular function: fumarylacetoacetase activity.